This is a messenger RNA of Colletotrichum godetiae, 1692 nucleotides long. RefSeq names its product cytochrome P450. NCBI's taxonomy places the organism in Eukaryota, Fungi, Ascomycota, Sordariomycetes, Glomerellales, Glomerellaceae. The record is from RefSeq and is a predicted model, not a curated record. Bases 1 to 1500 code for a protein of 499 amino acids. The transcript has 6 exons. Gene Ontology annotation, molecular function: oxidoreductase activity, acting on paired donors, with incorporation or reduction of molecular oxygen; iron ion binding; heme binding.
AUGCUACCCAUCGAUUCUCAUCACGCUGCACUUGGGCUCUUAUUUUUCCUACUCGUCUUCUUCGCCAACUCACUGCGAGUAGCUUUCCGCCCCGGCCUCAGUAAAGUCCCAGGGCCCUUCUUCGCUAGAUUUACUCCGCUAUGGCGCGUAUUUUUCGUCUGGAAGGGCAAUGCCCAUACAGACUACCGUAAACUUCAUGACAAGUACGGGCCAGUUGUUCGAACUGCACCCAACGUGGUGGACAUUUCUGACCCGGCAGCUCUGCAAAUCAUCUAUGGCAUAACUUCUAAAUUUAUCAAGUCCAACUUCUACAACACCCUGGACGCCAUCUACGAGGACGAGACUAUGCCCAGCAUGUUCACGGCGACCAGCCCCGAGUUGCACAAAGCUCUCAAGCGACCAGUGGCCCAAAAGUACUCCAUGACGUCCAUCCGAACCCUCGAGUAUCUGGUGGAUCCCUGCACGCAAAUGUUCACGGAUGCAAUGGCCGACAUGCAGGGUCAGGUGGUCGAUCUGGGCACCUGGGUACAGUGGUACGCGUUCGACGUCAUCGGCGCUAUCACGUUCUCCCGUCGCUUUGGGUUCAUGGAGACCCGUUCCGAUGUCAAUGGUGUCAUCUCUGGAAUUGAGAAAGGGCUCAGAUACGGCGGCCUCGUUGGGCAGGUGCCCGUCUUGCACAAAUAUCUAUUGGGCAACGUGACGUUGAGAAAUAUACUGGCUAAAAUCGGAAUGGAUGAUCCCCUCGGAGACUACGAUGCCAAACAAGAUUCUUCUGAACGAGGGGACUUCCUAGCAUAUCUUCGACGAGAACAAGCGUCGACUGGCGAACAUAUGAGUACUCGAGACAUGAUGAAUCACUUGAUGAACAACCUACUGGCCGGCAGUGACACGACUGGCAUCGCUCUCCGAGCUCUUUUCUACUAUGUCUUGCGCGACAAGCGCGUAUAUGAUAUUCUGCAGAAGGAGAUCGACGAAGCACACGCAAGAGGAGAACUUUCACCCGUUGUCACUUUUGGGGAGAGCCAGAAGCUCGAAUACCUCCAGGCAUGUGUCAAAGAAUCUAUGCGAAUGCACCCAGGAGUAUCUUACCCCCUCGAACGCAUCGUUCCCGAGACCGGCGCCGAAAUAUCUGGGGUUCACCUACCGGCCGGCACCGUCGUAGGCAUGAACGCUGCCGUAAUCCAUCGCAACCGGAGCAUCUUUGGCGAUGAUGCCGAUACGUUCAGGCCCGAGCGCUGGCUCAGUGACGAUGUCGAAGCUGUCAAGACGAUGGAGCGGCAUAACAUGAGUUUCGGGGCUGGUGUCCGUACUUGCAUCGGCAAGAAUAUCUCAAUUAUGGAAGUUGGAAAGGUGGUGCCUCAGAUAUUGAGACGGUUCAGUCUUGAUUGGGCUUCGAGCGAGCCGGAGUGGCAGGUGACGACGUUCUGGUUCGCGAAACAGUCGGGUCUGCUGGUUCGCUUUAGCCCGCGGACGCCGGAGAUCAGAGCUAGCAAGGAAUAAGGCAGUGGCUGGUCUUGAUGUUUCGUGUUUGUGUGCGGAUGCAUAUUUAACAAUUCUUUUGAAUACUAAUAUGCGUUGCUAUGUAAGCUGUGGUGAAGUUCCAUUGGGGUAGCUCCGAGGUUAGAGAAAGUCCGAGUAUUCUUGCUUAGUUCGGCGUGGCUCGAUCGUAGACUUUGUUGUGGAUAAAUGUUG